AUGGCAUCUGUCGCACAACCUUGGCUGAUCCAUAAAUUCGUCGAUCCUAUCUUUGCCGUUGGCGUCGGGCUAACGGCUGCCUAUGUGCGUAUUCGCCGUGAAGAAUCUGAAAAACACCCCGACCAGGACUCGAGCAUGGGUGGUCUGUGGCAGAAGGGUGUACGAUUGAGCAAGAGCUAUUUUGGUCCUGAAACGCAGGAUGGCAAGAAACAAUGA
This is a messenger RNA of Exophiala viscosa, 216 nucleotides long. RefSeq lists its product as uncharacterized. The record is from RefSeq and is a predicted model, not a curated record. Lineage: Eukaryota; Fungi; Ascomycota; Eurotiomycetes; Chaetothyriales; Herpotrichiellaceae. The coding region runs from base 1 to 216 and encodes 71 amino acids. The transcript has 2 exons. Gene Ontology annotation, biological process: protein secretion.